AUUCAACAGAGUGGAAUUGUGCAGCUCGCCGCAAACACAUGCAGGUCCAGGGAGAACGAGGGGAGAGAACGCAGGAGAGAAAAGGAGAAAAUGAUGGAGGAAGGUUGUUAAGAAGGAGGGUCUUUGGGGGUGGGGAGAGAGAGUGAGAGGAACGGGAGGCUAGGAAAGAGUGUGUGGAGAGGGGGCGGAGGAAAGAGAGUAAAAGAGAGAGAGAGAGCGAGAGAGGCCCCAGAGCUGCUACUGAUGCUGCUGCUGCCGCUGCUGCAGCCGUUUGACAAUUCCCCACCCAUACAGAGCGCGGAAGAAGGGAGGAGAUCAGAGCAAGGAUGAAGAAGGAGUAAGCGACACCUCAGUAAAGAUGCUCCUGUGCUAAGGCGGCGCGAACGAAAGCAAAGCUCCAUGCUGCCUUGCAGGAGAAAAAUCGUUUGAACCUUGAGUUGAUCAACCACCAUCUGAAGGCAUCCAAGUAUGACCAGGUGCAAUCCGACUAUGACCGGCUGAGACAGACUUUUGCUGUAGUGAGUCAGGAGAGAGACGUGGCCCAGGAGCAGAGGAGCCAACUCCAGGAAAAAGUGGAUAACCUGGAACACGUUUUAAAGCAUAUGCAUGAGGCUGUAGAGCUAAAGCAACAGUUGCAGACAGAGCAUGAGCAAGCCUUGGUGGCCCUUCACACCAAGCAGAAGGAGAUCAAUCAAUUGCAAAAGGCUUGGGUUCAAACUGACCAAGAGCAUGAGGAAGCAGUACACCUGUUAGAGGUCAGGGUUCGUGACCUGGAGCAGGAAUGCCGGUCACACAGUGAACACUUUCACCAGCUGUCCAAAGAGCUGCUGAAUUUCCGCCUGCAGUCAGAACCUGUGAAUAUCCUUAAAAGUAAUACCACCUCUGCAUCCCAGAUCCCGCCCUCACCACAGAAGAAACUCUCGCAGGUCAGAUUUGAAGCCCAGCCAGAGACAGGUGAUGAGAGUGCAGCAGACACGCCGCUGCUGAUCUCCCAGUUCUUGCCCUGCUCACCGCAGACUGGAGACGGAGAACCACCAGAGCUGCUGUCUGUCAAAUCCAGCACCGUGACAACGGACCACCCCAUCCACCCCCGACAGUUUCCCUCAUCAGAGAUGGAGGAUGAGGCCAGCCCAUCACCCAGGUCCAAAUCUCGCUACACAGGCCAGGUCCGCCUUUGCACUGCCCGAUACAGUUAUAACCCUUACGAUGGACCAAAUGAGCAUCCUGAAGCAGAACUCCCCCUUGUGGCUGGAAAGUAUCUGUAUGUGUAUGGAAACAUGGAUGACGAUGGCUUCUAUGAAGGCGAGCUGCUGGAUGGCCAAAGAGGACUUGUUCCUUCCAACUUUGUGGAGUUUGUCCAGGACAAGGAAAAACCAGGCAUUCAGGCUGGAGACGGAGGGGAAGAUCUCGGCCCACUUGAGCACACAUCCCUAGCCUUGACGGCUGUGGACGGGGGUGCCUCCCAGGAUGGCCUUCUGAGCUCAGCAAACGCCUUGGUUCCCUGUAGCAAUGGGACAGGUGGGCCCUUGGAUCCUGAGGACCUGGCGGAAGACGUUGUGCCUUACCCCAGAAAGAUCACCUUGAUCAAGCAGCUGGCACGGAGUGUCAUCGUGGCCUGGGAGCCUCCACUAGUGCCUUUGGGCUGGGGGAACAUUUCUAGCUACAAUGUGUUAGUAGAUGGGGAGCUUCGUGCCAAUAUACCAUACGGUGGUCGGACCAAGUGUUUGCUGGAGAAGCUGGACCUGGACGGCUGCGUCCACCGUGUGUCAGUGCAGAGCGUCACAGACCGGGGCUUGUCAGAUGAGCUGCGCUGCACCUUGCUGGUGGGAGCCAAUGUGGUGGUGGCGCCGUGCGGUUUGCGCGUCGAUGACAUUCAGCGUGACACUGCCGAGCUCUCUUGGUUGCCUAGCAACAGCAACUAUGCUCACACUGUGUUCUUAGACGGGGUAGAGCACGCAGCGGUAAAACCGGGAAGGUAUAGACUACGGUUCCACAACCUGAAGCCCCUGACAGUUUACAAAGUGACGGUGGUGGCGCAGCCCCACCAGGUGCCGUGGCAACUGCCGCUGGAGCAGAGAGAGAGGAAGGAAGCCGGCGUGGAGUUCUGUACUCAGGCAGCAGGGCCUCCGCUGCCACCCCAGGAUGUUCAGGUGCUCUGUGGGCAGGCUCCAGGGGUCCUGCAGGUCUGCUGGAAGCCCCCCCUCCUCUCUCCCACAGGCACAUCCAAUGGGGCAAAUGUCAUUGGUUACGCAGUCUGCACUAAAGGGCAGAGGAUAGCUGAGGUGCUGUUCCCUAUGGCAGACUAUGUUACGGUUGAACUGACAAGGAUUCAAUGCCUCGAGGCCAGGGAAGUCAUCGUUAGGACACUGUCGGUCCAGGGAGAAUCCCAGGACUCCCAAGUUGCUGUCAUUCCAAACAACCUGCUUGUGCCUCUACCUCCGCUUCCCCUGCCACCACCAGUGCAUCCUCACGCGGGCCCCCCUCCACACCCCCAUGCUCAACCUCUCCUCCAAUCCCCUCACCUUUCUCACCCCCCACCCCAAUUUCCUGCUCCACCCCAUGGACAACAACUGCCGCCCCAUCCUCCACAUGCUCAACCCCAUCCCAGACUCCCCCAUCAAGGUGGACCCCCGCAACCCCAGCUUCGUCCUCCCCAUCCCCAGCCGCAGCCCUUGCAUCUUCAGCCUCGUCCACCCCACCAAGGUCCCAGGCCACAGCACCAACUGCCUCUGCUGCCCCACCCCCAACCCCACCUUAUACCUCUGAGACCAGUAAGUGCCAGAGACCUGGAUGCCAAAGACCAUGCGGCCCAUCACGGGGGAGCUAUUCUACCUGGCCAACCUGGCUGGGACCCUACACGCUCUCCUUGUGUCCAGCCUCCAGUGCCCAUGCAAGGCCACACCCUUGAAGCCCCAUCACCCGCCAAUCCACGGUCUCCCUCACCCCAGAGGAUUCUUCCUCAGCCCAGAGGCACGCUUAUCCCGGACACUGUGGCCAAAGCCAUUGCUCGAGAAGCAGCUCAGAGGGUGGCAGCAGAAAGCGGAAAGGGUGACAGAAGGCAGGGCAGAUAUGGAGAACAGGGUCAUUCAUUUCACCAGCAUCACUCUGAUGAGGAAGAGGAAGACGAGGAAGGGUUUGCUCGCGGUCGACGGAGAGGACCCUCGGUUGACGAGUUCCUCAGAGGCUCUGAGCUGGGGAGGCCGCCUCACUAUAGUCACAAUGAAGAUUAUCACAGCGAAAGCAGCCGGGGCUCUGACCUGUCUGACAUCAUGGAAGAGGAUGAGGAGGAACUGUACUCUGAGAUGAAGCUGGAAGAGGGACGUCGACGCAACUCGCACAACACACCCAAGACAACCCCUGUUGGAGGCCGCCAUGAUCGGGAUAGUGGGAGACGAGCGCAUCACGGCGGUCCCCAGCCUCAGAGACGACCCCUAAUGGUCCCCUCCAUUGAUGGCUACAGGGAUCGGGAUCGCCGCACUCCCACGUACUAUGAUGAGUCAGAGCCAGAGGAACCCUUUAGGAUCUUUGUGGCUCUCUUUGACUACGAUCCUCUGUCCAUGUCCCCAAACCCGGAUGCUGCUGAUGAAGAGCUGCCCUUCAAAGAGGGGCAGAUCAUUAGGGUGUAUGGGGAUAAAGAUACCGAUGGGUUUUACAGAGGUGAAGUGAAAGGCAGGAUGGGCCUGAUCCCCUGUAACAUGGUGUCAGAGAUACGAGCAGACGAUGAGGACACCAUGGACCAGCUCAUUAAACAGGGCUUUCUGCCGCUCAGCACACCUGUGGAUAGAAUAGAGCAGAACAGAAGAGGCCUGCGUCGAGAUCAGGCCUCCAGGAGGAUGGUGGCUCUGUACGACUACGACCCCAGGGAGAGCUCUCCUAAUGUUGAUGUUGAGGCUGAACUCACAUUUUGCGCUGGUGACAUCAUUGCUGUGUUUGGUGACAUUGACGAAGAUGGUUUCUAUUAUGGUGAGAUCAAUGGCCACCGUGGUUUGGUUCCCUCUAACUUCCUGGAAGAAGUGCCUGAUGACGUGGAGGUUUAUCUGACUGAUACUCCAUCCCACUACCCCCAGGAAGAGCCCGCCAACCGGCCUCCUGCCAACUCCAUCCCCGCCGUCUCAGAGAGCAAACGGGCUACCACAGAAACUACCGAAGCCGUCAACAAUGACACCACACCCGUCCGGGCGCCGUCCCCGAUUGUUCGCCCCCUCCUCCCUGGAACCAUGAGGCCCCUAAGCCCUACAAGGGGUCCCCACGUCCCAAUGGACCCCCGGGACUCUCAAGAUCUGGCAAACAAGAAGAAGAAAGGACUGCUUUCCAAGGGAAAGAAACUCCUGAAGAAACUCUCCCCUGUGAAAUAAAAGAACACAAACAAAAUUAAUGUACAGUAAGUGCUCAUGCUGGGCUCUGUGUAUUGCAUUCAUACAAUCAACUCUGAUCUAACAACACGUGACAGA
This is a messenger RNA of Oreochromis aureus, 4451 nucleotides long. RefSeq names its product RIMS-binding protein 2 (gene rimbp2a). The transcript has 21 exons. Lineage: Eukaryota; Metazoa; Chordata; Actinopteri; Cichliformes; Cichlidae. Gene Ontology annotation, molecular function: protein binding. The coding region runs from base 603 to 4355 and encodes 1250 amino acids. Gene Ontology annotation, biological process: neuromuscular synaptic transmission. The record is from RefSeq and is a predicted model, not a curated record.